AUGGCUAUUCUCACCGUAUUUACGGUUCUCGUCGCGCUGCUCGCGCUAGGAGCAGUGCGAUGCGAGGACGAAACGAUUGGACCGAUUUUCAUGAAGGAACCACCAAACCGAGUAGACUUCAGCAACACGACCGGAGCCGUAGUGGAGUGCGCCGCCCGAGGAUCCCCCCCACCCGAUGUGAUUUGGGUACGAGCUGAUGGAACCGCUGUUGGUGACGUCCCUGGAUUGCGACAGGUGCUGCCGAACGGAAAUCUCGUAUUCCCUCCAUUCCGGGCUGAAGAUUAUCGACAGGAAGUGCAUGCUCAAGUCUAUGCUUGUCUAGCGAGGAAUCCUGUUGGCACAAUCCAUUCUAGAGACGUUAACGUUCGCGCUGUUGUCCAGCAGCAAUAUGAGUCGGAAGUAAAUAACGAGUAUGUGAUUCGUGGAAAUUCAGCUAUACUUAAAUGCUCAAUACCUUCCUUUGUGGCCGACUUUGUUAAUGUCAUUUCUUGGCAUGAUGAACAAGAAAAUGCAUACACAAUUAAUGGGACUAAAGAAGGAGACGUCGUAACUCAAUAUUUUGAGGCCGAAGUUGUCUCAGAGUAUGUUAUUCGUGGGAAUACAGCGGUUUUAAAAUGUAACAUCCCUUCAUUCGUUGCUGACUUCGUCAAAGUGGAAGCUUGGGUUGAUUCCGAUAAAAAUGAAUAUAUGAUAACCGAUGACAUCGUCGUAAAUCAAUUUUAUGAGGCGGAAAUUCUAACCGAAUAUGUGAUACGUGGAAAUGCUGCAGUUUUAAAAUGCUCCAUUCCAUCGUUUGUCGCUGAUUUUGUUAAAGUAGAGGCAUGGAUUGACGAAGAAGGAACAGUGAUUAGCUAUUCCGAAGACCUCGUGGUGUCACAGUAUUACGUGACUGAAGCCGAAAAUGAGUACGUGAUUAGAGGGAACGCAGCCAUUGUUCACUGCAAGAUCCCAUCGUUUGUUACCGACUUUGUGCAUGUGGAGUCCUGGGUAUUAGAUGAUGGACAAAUAUUGACGAUAAAUAAUACGAGUUAUCAAGAGGUUGUGUCCCAGCCAUACGAAGCUGAAGCAGACAAUGAAUACGUUAUCCGUGGCAACGCGGCAAUAAUGAAAUGCGAAGUUCCCAGCUUCGUUUCCGAUUUCGUUUUUGUUGAAAUGUGGAUGGACAGUGAAGGCGGUACUUACUUUCCCGGAAGUAAUGAGGCUGUUUUGCAAGCGUAUGAGGCUAGAGUGAAUGAUGAAUUCGUUUUGAGAGGCAACACGGCGAUUCUUAAAUGCAUCGUUCCGUCCUUCGUGGCCGAUUUCGUCCAUGUCGUAUCUUGGAUAAUGGACAACGACACUGUUACUGCUGAUGAAAAUCUUGAUAACAUUUCUGUUGUUCAUCAGAAUUAUGAACCUCGAGUUACUGAUGAAGACGUUUUAAGAGGAAAUUCAGCUAUCGUUAAAUGUACAAUACCUUCAUUUGUGUCGGACUACGUUCAGGUUGUAGAAUGGGUGACUGAAGAGGAGUCACUCUCUGUAUUUUCGCUAAAUGACUCUGCCGCCAAUUACGCUGUCAAUCAGUUCUACGAAUCGCAGGUUUACGAUAUAUAUGUUAUUCGCGGUAACGCUGCCGUAUUCAAAUGCCACAUCCCAUCAUUUGUUUCGGAUCAUGUUCACGUAGUUUCUUGGCACGAUUCCGAAGGUGGAGAGUUUAUAAAGAAUGAAAACUACGUCGUAUCACAAGCCUACACUGUCAAUCUUGUCGAAGAAAACGUUUUACGGGGAAAUGCGGCUAUAUUGAAAUGCCUUAUCCCGAGCUUUGUCACUGAAUAUGUACAAGUUUCUUCCUGGAUCAUAUCAGAGGGCGAUGAUGAAACUGAAAUAAAAGUAAACGAUACUACCAACCGAGAUGUUGUUUCUCAAGCUUACACUGUCAAUUUAAUGGAAGAGAGUGUAUUGCGUGGUAAUGCAGCUAUCCUGAAAUGUCAUAUUUCAACAUUUGUUACCGAGUACGUUAGUGUUUCUUCUUGGAUUAUUUCUGAAGGCGACAAGGAAGAGUUAGAAAUACAGCAAACCGAUUCUAAUGAUUUGGUCGUCUCUCAGUCCUACACCGUUAACCUUUGGGAGGAGAACGUUUUGAGAGGGAAUUCUGCUAUACUAAAGUGCCACAUUCCUAGUUUUGUUACUGAAUACGUCACUGUUACGUCUUGGAUCAUUUCUGAGGGAGAUAACGAAGAGUUGGAUAUUAAUUUAGAUUCCGAUUCCAACUUAGUCGUGUCUCAGGCUUACGAUGUUAAGUUCUGGGAAGAAUAUGUGUUGCGUGGAAACGCUGCUGUUCUCAAAUGCCAAAUUCCUAGUUACGUAUCUGAAUACGUUUCUGUCGUAUCUUGGAUUAUAUCGGAAGACGACAACGAACAAGAAGUAAAAAUAGACGAGUUGUCCGAUUUAGUUGUUUCCCAGGCGUAUGCCGUCAAUUUAAUGGAAGAGUAUGUCUUGCGGGGAAACUCAGCUAUUUUAAAAUGCCACAUCCCUAGUUUUGUGUCGGAAUAUGUGACAGUAGUCUCUUGGAUUAUUAGUGAAGGGGAGGAAACUGAUGAAAUCAACCUCGAUAGUGAUCAGAAUUCAUAUGAGGGCAAAUACUUGGUUUUACCAUCUGGAGAAUUGCAUAUUCGUGAUGUUGGACCUGAAGACGGUUACAAAUCUUACCAAUGUAGAACAAAGCAUAGACUAACUGGUGAAACCCGUUUAUCAGCUACAAAGGGAAGAUUAGUUAUCACAGAACCGAUGGGACGUGUACCCCCCAAGUUUCCUAGCGCGCAGACGACCAGUGGAUUCCAGUUCCACGAAUUCUCCGAUCUCGCUGUUCUCUGCCCUGCACAGGCAUUUCCAGCACCUAUGUAUCGUCAAGUUGGUGCAAUGUUUGUAGCCACCGAGGACACGCCAUUCUCAUUGCAGUGUCCAGCUCAGGCGUUCCCUGUCCCCGUAUUCAGGUAA
Leptosia nina is the source of this 2973-nucleotide messenger RNA. Lineage: Eukaryota; Metazoa; Arthropoda; Insecta; Lepidoptera; Pieridae. The record is from the annotation of a GenBank genome assembly.